Molecule: messenger RNA, 468 nt
Organism: Equus quagga
Lineage: Eukaryota; Metazoa; Chordata; Mammalia; Perissodactyla; Equidae
Gene: NPY
Product: neuropeptide Y
Exons: 4
Coding region: 67-360 (97 amino acids)
Biological process (GO): neuropeptide signaling pathway; feeding behavior
Cellular component (GO): extracellular region
Molecular function (GO): neuropeptide hormone activity; neuropeptide Y receptor binding
Source: RefSeq, a predicted model, not a curated record
UCCAAGAGGCGCGCCGGACAGCAGAGCACCCGCCGCCCAGCCACGCCCGCCCACCAGCCUGCCACCAUGCUGGGUAGCAAGCGACUGGGGCUGUCCGGACUGACCCUCGCCUUGUCCCUGCUCGUGUGUCUGGGCGCGCUGGCCGAGGCGUACCCCUCCAAACCUGACAACCCGGGAGAGGACGCGCCCGCGGAGGACUUGGCCAGAUACUACUCGGCGCUGCGACACUACAUCAACCUCAUCACCAGGCAGAGAUACGGAAAACGAUCUAGCCCUGAGACACUGAUUUCAGACCUCUUGAUGAGAGAAAGCACAGAAAACGUUCCCAGAACUAGGCUCGAAGACCCUUCUAUGUGGUGAUGGGGAAUGAAACUUGCUCUCCGGUCUUUGCCUAUUUUUCAACCCAUACUUCAUCUUGUAAAACUAGAGUCUGCCGGUCCUCCCAAUGCAUGAAGCCCCUGUGCUCAA